Molecule: messenger RNA, 4516 nt
Organism: Seriola aureovittata
Lineage: Eukaryota; Metazoa; Chordata; Actinopteri; Carangiformes; Carangidae
Gene: glud1a
Product: glutamate dehydrogenase 1a
Exons: 14
Coding region: 222-1868 (548 amino acids)
Biological process (GO): L-glutamate catabolic process
Cellular component (GO): mitochondrion
Molecular function (GO): L-glutamate dehydrogenase (NAD+) activity
Source: RefSeq, a predicted model, not a curated record
UGUCAGUUUGUGCUCGGUAUAAAUACACGCAGCUGCACGUGCAGGACGGUCACGCUCGCCGCGGUGUACUUUAACAGGAAGGGGCGGCGGGAAGGAGGAGCCGCUGCUGCGGUACAACUUUAAGUUUCCCCGCUGCAUUUCCUCGUCUUCCCCCUCACUGUCCUGCCCUGAUCCGGCUCACACUUCUCUGCGGGACGGUAAACUAACAGAAAGCCCCCAAGAUGUACCGGUAUAUCGGAGAGCUACUCACCCGGGGAGCGGGCAGUGUCCUGGCCUCGGGCUGCUCCGCCGCCGCUGCCGCCGCUGACUCGUCUCUCCCGGCUUCCGCGUCCCUGCUGCGGUACCGCAGCUACAGCCAGGCCGUGGACCGGGACGACGACCCCAACUUCUUCACCAUGGUGGAGGGCUUCUUCGACCAGGGAGCCGCUAUCGUGGAGGACAAGCUGGUGGAGGACCUGAAGACCCGGGAGAGCCCCGAGCAGAAGAGGAAGAAGGUCCGCGGGAUCCUGCGGAUCAUCAAGCCGUGUAACCACGUCCUGAGCGUCAGCUUCCCCAUCAAGAGGGACAGCGGGGAGUGGGAGGUGAUAGAGGGCUACCGGGCUCAGCACAGCCAGCACCGGACGCCCUGCAAGGGAGGGAUCCGUUACAGUACAGACGUGUCUGUGGACGAGGUGAAAGCUCUGGCCUCGCUGAUGACGUAUAAAUGUGCCGUCGUCGAUGUGCCGUUUGGUGGAGCCAAAGCCGGAGUGAAGAUUAACCCGAGGAAUUACUCUGACACUGAGCUGGAGAAAAUCACCCGGAGGUUCACGAUCGAACUCGCCAAGAAAGGCUUCAUCGGACCUGGUAUCGAUGUGCCUGCUCCGGACAUGAGCACCGGGGAGCGGGAGAUGUCCUGGAUCGCAGACACCUUCGCCACCACCAUGGGACACUACGACAUCAACGCUCACGCCUGCGUCACGGGGAAGCCCAUCAGUCAGGGAGGGAUCCACGGUCGCAUCUCCGCCACCGGACGAGGAGUUUUCCACGGCAUAGAGAACUUCAUCAACGAGGCGGCCUACAUGAGCCAGCUGGGCAUGUGUCCCGGCUUCCAGGACAAGACCUUCGUCAUCCAGGGUUUUGGUAACGUGGGUCUUCACUCCAUGAGAUAUCUUCAUCGCUUCGGAGCAAAGUGUGUCGGAGUCGGAGAAAUGGACGGAAACAUCUGGAACCCAAAAGGCAUCGACCCCAAAGAGCUGGAGGACUACAAACUGGCCAAUGGGACCAUCGUUGGUUUCCCGAACUCGACGCCGUACGAAGGAAACAUCCUGGAGGCCGACUGUGACAUCCUGAUCCCAGCCGCCAGCGAGAAACAGCUGACCAAGAGCAACGCACACAAGAUCAAAGCCAAGAUCAUUGCAGAGGGAGCCAACGGUCCGACUACGCCUGAAGCCGACCGCAUCUUCCUGGAGAGAAACAUCAUGGUGAUCCCAGACAUGUACCUAAAUGCAGGAGGAGUGACGGUCUCGUACUUUGAGUGGUUGAAGAAUCUGAAUCACGUCAGUUACGGUCGACUCACCUUCAAAUAUGAGAGAGACUCCAACUACCACCUCCUCAUGUCGGUCCAGGAGAGUUUAGAGAGGAAGUUUGGGAAACAUGGCGGCGCCAUCCCUGUCGUCCCCACGUCUGAGUUCCAGGCCAGGAUCUCUGGAGCGUCUGAGAAGGACAUCGUUCACUCAGGUCUGGCCUUCACCAUGGAGCGCUCUGCCAGGCAAAUCAUGAGAACAGCCAACAAGUACAACCUGGGUCUCGACCUGCGGACAGCGGCGUACGUCAACGCCAUCGAGAAGGUCUUCAAGGUUUACAGCGAAGCCGGCCUCAUCUUCACGUAGACGCACCUCCAUCCACCUGUCUGUCUGUCACCUGUCUGUCUGUCUGUCUGUCUGUCUGUCUUCAUCGUCUCUACAGGACUUCUUCACUGACCUUUCGUUGAGGUCGUUCUUCUUCUCUCAUCUGUUUACGAUCAUCUUCUUCUUCUCUCCAUGAAUUGGAGUUGAACUCAGCAGCUUCCUGCUCGUCUCGACCUGAACAUGAAAUCAUCUGAACGCCUUAAACCACAGACACUGUCACAAGCUGCCUGCAUCACAUUAUGUGGACAGAAGUAUGUGGACACCCUCCUUCAUCCAUCCAUUAUUAGGCCAAUGUUUGUCCCCAUGAUUAUUGAUUAUUAAUGAAGGAAAACCAUGAAUCUUAGUUUUAUUCUGGUGAUUCACUGGAUGAUUUGAGGUGUUUUUAUGGAAUCAGACAAAUUAAACCACAGAGAGAAAAUGAAUCAGUUUCACAUGUGAAUAUUUUCAGAUCUGAAGACGUCACCUUCCACUGUGGCAAAUCAUAAAGUCAAUGUUUCACCACAGCUGCAGCUACCCUUUAUUUUCAGACAGUUACAGAUUAUUGGUUAUUGAUUAAUCAUUUAGUAAAUAGUAAAAACAUUUUCAGUUGAAUAUAGAGAAGCAGAAAAUGUUCACAUGUGAGCAGCUGGAACAAAAUGACUGAGAUCAUUAGUUGAUUUUACACACAGUCACCAGUUUUUACUGGUUUUUACUGGUUUAGUUUGAAUCAUUUUUUAAAGGCCUGAAACAUUUAGAAUGAUCCAGUUAUUAUUUCACAAUAAAACAAAUCUUCACGUCAGAGAAGUUGAAAACAGAAAUGAACUCUAAUAAACUGAUUGUGAUCGUUAGUGGUGUCCACAUACUUCUGGCCAUGUAUUCACUGUUUGUCUGUCUCCAGGUGAAGAGCUUGUAUAGAUAUUUUUUUUAUUAUAAUGCACAUGUGCCUCAGGACUUCAGCUUUAAUAUUUACCGCCUUUGGAGAAACGUCAUUAAAGGAGCGUUCCUGUGUUUUUCUGAUGAUGAUGAUGAUGAUGAUGAUGAUAAAACUUCAGUCAGCUGGUCUCACGUUACUUUAAGUUUAGCCGCAUAAAGUAUUUAAUAACUAUCAGGAUGUUUUAAACAAGUAGUUAAUUAGUCAACAAUCAAAAACAAUUUGUAUAUAAUAUUUGGAGACAUUUAAUUUUAUUCCAUGAUUUAUGUUGUUGAUGAUGAUGAUCUGUUUCUCACAGAGGGUCAGAGUCACAUGGCUCCGAUCCUCUUCCCUCCACUGACCUGUUUACAUCUGUUUACAUCUGUUUACAUCUGUUUACAGCUGUUAAUUAUGUUGUUGUUCAUCAGCUAUUUACAGAUCAUCAUCCGUCUGUUACAUGUUUACCUGCUGAUCAACAGGAACCAGAGAAUGGUGGAAUGAACCACUCUUCAUCUUCAUCAUCAUCAGUAAAAUAAAAACCUGGAACGAUCCUUUAACUGUCAUCUCCUCGUUUCGCUGCAGUCAACAGGAAGUUGACUUUAAAUAAAAACUCCUCAGUUUGUGUUUCCUCUGUUCAGACUGUGACACAGUUGUAGCUAAAUGCUAAAUGCUAAAGCUAAAGUUAAUCUAUGCAGUUAAACUGACAGGACUGUAGCUGCCCUGUGACCACUGACACAACAGACUCUGCCUGAUGAGACCAGGUCUCAGAGGGACCAGGUCUCACAGGGUCUUAGAGGGACCAGGUCUCACAGGGUCUGAGAGGGACCAGGUCUCACAGGGUCUGAGAGGGACCAGGUCUCACAGGGUCUUAGAGGGACCAGGUCUGAGAGGGACCAGGUCUCACAGGGUCUGAGAGGGACCAGGUCUCACAGGGUCUGACAGGGACCAGGUCUCACAGGGUCUUAGAGGGACCGGGUCUCACAGGGUCUGACAGGGACCAGGUCUCACAGGGUCUUAGAGGGACCAGGUCUCAGAGGGACCAGGUCUCACAGGGUCUUAGAGGGACCAGGUCUGAGAGGGACUGAGAGGGACCAGGUCUCAGAGGGACUGAGAGGGACCAGGUCUGAGAGGGACUGAGAGGGACCAGGUCUCAGAGGGACUGAGAGGGACUGGGUCUCACAGGGUCUGAGAGGGACUGAGAGGGACCAGGUCUCACAGGGUCUGAGAGGGACUGAGAGGGACCAGGUCUCACAGGGUCUGAGAGGGACUGAGAGGGACCAGGUCUCAGAGGGACUGAGAGGGACCAGGUCUCAGAGGGACUGAGAGGGACCAGGUCUGAGAGGGACUGGGUGGAUCAGACAAACUCAAACUGACUGAACUGUGAUGAAGCUUUAAGUGACUGUCGGGCCCCUGGAUGAACAGCUGAGUCCUCCAGGGGCCACAGACGUCACGUUGAGGAGGAACCCCCCCCACACGCACACACACACACACACACACACACACACACACACACUUCAAGCUGCAGCUCAGACCACUCCGAGUCUCAACAUUUGUUUUUCUGCUGCGCUGCCACCAGAGAAACCCACCUGAGUCCUGAGUCCUCUGACCUCUGACCUCUGACCUCACUGCUGCAGUAACACAGGGACACAGUCAAACCAAGCUGUAGUUUGUGUCCUCCGCUCUGACUGAGGAGUUUUUAAACCUUUUUGUUAAACUGAAAUAAAGAACACAGAAAGUCUGA